AUGGGGUUCUUCUCCAGAAACAAGGCCAGCGCCAAAACGGAGCAACCGGCUGUAUCCAAGGCGCCUUCCGUUACUCCGGAACCUCCAGAAGAAACUCCGUUGCAAAAAAAACGCAUCAGCACCAUUCUAGAUGACGUUCAAUACGAUGACUUUGAAAAUGACGAUUAUGAAGAUGAUCUGGCUCCCGAGGACCGUGAUAGCGAUGAAAGCGAGCUCGAGGAGUAUGAGGAGCACAAGCACCGCUUCCUUGAGCGCAAUAUGGCACAAUCGGUAUCGCAAUUGUCUACUUUGAUGGGAUUAUGUGGGUUGAGCAAUACUAGCACUGUAGAAAGUUUAACAGCAUUGGCGAACGAAGAGCUGGCGCGGACAUACUCUUUGUUAUCCCUGGAUCUAAAAAUUAGACGUUUGUCGCCCACAAUGCAUCGGGGAGACCCGCUUUUGUAUAAGAGUGUCAUUGACGAUGAUCAAAUCCAUCUUAUCGAGGGGAUAACUAAAAAGUUGAAUCAUGUACUUGAUAUGCAUGAUCCCAAUCUGCAACAAAAGUAUUUGGCAGGCAAUAAGACACUUUUGGACCGGUAUGGUCGGAUCAGCAAGGUCAUUGGCCGAGGCAGCUAUGGAGUCAUAAAAGUGAUUGUCUCCGGCGAAAAUGAAACCGAAUACACAAAAAAGAAUGGAAUUUACGCUGUGAAAGAACUUCUGAAACGUCCUGCCACAGACCUGAAACACAAAGAAGCCCGAGAGACGUUCAUAGAGAGGGUCACUUCUGAAUUCAUCGUUUCGUGCACUCUAAAUAACAAACAUCUUGUUCGGACACUAGACCUCAUGAUCACCGUUCCUUCUGGCAAGGGCGGGAAAAGCAGUUGUUUUGAGGACGAGAUUAAAAUCAGUCAAGUCAUGGAAUGUACUCCUGGUGGCGACCUAUUCACAUACUGCAAAAAGAUCAUUGAAACUAAACAAUAUUUUACGAUUGACGAAUUGGAUUGCAUUAUUAAGCAGGUUGCAAAAGGACUAUGGUACAUGCACAAUCAUGGUGUUGCCCAUUGCGACUUGAAGCUCGAGAACAUUCUCAUCAUCUUCGAUCGUCACAACAAACAAAGCACACCCGACGGCUUACGAACACGUAUGAACGUAAAGAUCUCCGAUUUUGGCAAAGCAAAUGUCUUUAGGACAAAAUGGGAUACAAAAGAGCAGUUAUACACAUCAGGACCUUUGGGAAGUGAGCCGUACAUGGCGCCCGAGGAGUUUCUCGGAUCCAAAAAUGGAUUCUCGUUAAUGAAGAAAGAUUGUUGGGCAUUGGGAAUUAUCACGCUUGUGUUAUUUAACAUGAGGCGUUCUUUGUUUCAUAGAAGUGGCGGCCACAGCUGUCUGCUUCAGUUCUUGGAUAGCGAAUCUGGGGAAUUAGAUUCUAAAAGUUACAAUUCGGUAUACCUCUGGCACUCCACAGGCCACCGCGUCAUGCGCCUGAGGAAAUACAAGGAUCCGGUCUUCGAAGAGUACACCAAGCAUUGCAUGAAGGCCGACUAUGAGGCCAGCUCCCGCGAGUGGACUGUUCAUACCAAAGGGACUUUCGCGCCAAUAGAAACUAUAUUUGAUUUGAACGAUUCACAAAUCGAUCCCAAAUUCAUGGACUUGUACGAACAGGACGCUGAUUUUGAGGAAGGAGAACAUGCCAUCAGGAAGUUUUUUGUAUAUAAAUUGCUUGAUGUCAACCCCUCUACUAGAGUAACGGUCGAUGACCUCUUGAAAGGCGAUUGGCUUGGUACUGUUGAGAGUUGCGGGAGCUGA
Messenger RNA from Australozyma saopauloensis, 1785 nucleotides. RefSeq lists its product as uncharacterized. Gene Ontology annotation, cellular component: cytosol. Gene Ontology annotation, molecular function: protein serine/threonine kinase activity; ATP binding. The record is from RefSeq and is a predicted model, not a curated record. Lineage: Eukaryota; Fungi; Ascomycota; Pichiomycetes; Serinales; Metschnikowiaceae. Gene Ontology annotation, biological process: intracellular signal transduction; protein phosphorylation; intracellular monoatomic cation homeostasis. Bases 1 to 1785 code for a protein of 594 amino acids. The transcript has a single exon.